Molecule: messenger RNA, 2661 nt
Organism: Acanthochromis polyacanthus (spiny chromis)
Lineage: Eukaryota; Metazoa; Chordata; Actinopteri; Pomacentridae
Product: cytosolic sulfotransferase 3-like
Exons: 8
Coding region: 103-999 (298 amino acids)
Biological process (GO): sulfation
Cellular component (GO): cytoplasm
Molecular function (GO): sulfotransferase activity
Source: RefSeq, a predicted model, not a curated record
CGGACUUUGGCACACGAGAGUUAAGUAAUAAGAAAAGAGUGUACACAGGACAUCAAAACACUGGAGCCAGAGAAGCCAGACAGAAAGCCAGCAGCAAUCAGAAUGUCGUCUGACCAAGACAAGCUGGAUGCAUUCGUUCGACCAGAGCUGGUUGAUUUCAAAGGAAUCUCAAUGACCAGCGAUGUCACUACCAACUGGGAGAAUGUUGAGAACUUCCGGGCUAGGCCAGAUGAUAUACUUAUUGCAACAUAUGCCAAAGCAGGGACCACAUGGAUCUCCCAGAUUCUUGAUCUGCUGUAUUUUGGUCAGACGGAGCGCCAGAAAACCCUGCCUAUCCAUGAGAGAGUGCCUUUCUUGGAGAUUGACCUCCCACCUAACAUGUCAGGAACAGAGCAGGCGGACAAUCUUCCCACCUCUCCUCGACUCAUUAAAACCCAUUUGCCAUACCAGUUAGUGCCAAAGUCCUUCUGGGAGCAAAACUGCCGGGUUGUCUAUGUAGCCCGCAAUGCAAAAGACAACAUGGUGUCUUAUUACCACUUUAAUCGCAUGAACUAUGGUCAGCCAGCGCCUGGAGACUGGAAUACCUUCUUCCAGAAUUUCAUGAAAGGAAAGAUGGUGUUUGGACCCUGGUACGACCAUGUGAAUGGCUGGUGGAAGAAGAAGCAGACUUAUCCAAAAAUUCAUUACAUGUUCUACGAAGAUAUGAUUGAGGACACUGGACGGGAAAUCGACAAACUCUGCUCCUUUCUUGGUUUGUCUCCUUCAGCUGAAGAAAAGAGAAUGAUAUUAGGUGGAACGGCGUUCGAUAACAUGAAAAAGAAUGACAUGGCCAACUAUUCCAAUUUCCCACUGAUGGAUUUCAAAAUUUGUCCCUUCAUGAGAAAAGGGAAGGUUGGUGACUGGAAGAACCACUUAACCGUGGCCCAGAACGAAGAGUUUGAUGAAGACUACAAACAAAAGAUGAAGGAUCCCACCCUUCAGUUCCGUACUACAAUCUGAACAGGACCAGACACACUGAGUGUAUGUAAAGACGGGUUCAUGACUGACCAGAUGUGCCAUUGCUAGAGUGUAGUAGAGGUGCUCAGUGAUUUUGUCUGUGUCUGUGUUUUUGUGCUGAUAACUUCAUAUUAUCAGCACAAAAACAUCAAAGUGAAUAUGUCUGUCAAACAGAGAAUGUAUGUGCAGUAAGUUAAUUACACAAAUACGCAAUAAACCAAAAAAGCUGUAUGAUUGUAAAUAGCAUUGACACUAAUAUUUUGAAAUGAAAAUAACUUUAGUAUGAGAGAUCAAUUGAAAAUAAGUUAAAUAUAUUGUCAAGUAUGAUGCAGAUGUUGAGGUCUCAGGCUCAUUAUGGCCCUACGGUAACAAAGGUUUUGAAGCAGACAAAUAAAGAUCUUAAGAAGAAACAUUAUAAGUUAACCAUAUGAUUAUGCUUGCUGAAAUAUAUAUACAUUUUUGAAGUGUUGAGGUGAUUAAAGUAAUGAUGCAGAUGAUUAUGUGUUUAACAAUGAAGUAUGAGUUAAGAGGUGAUUCAAUGUAACUGAUUGUGUCUUUAAGCUGUGACAUUAAGUGUUCUGAGCUGCUUGCACAGGAUGGGAAAAGCAGAAGUGAGAAUGGCGGAAGUCCCCUUAAAAAUGAGGAACUUGGAGUUUCCGCAGGAUGACAGGAUGGGCUGAGGCCUGCUAGCAGAACAUUGUCAUAGCAACUGAGUGUGUGUUAAAUGUAUUUGCUGUAAAACACAUGAUUCUAUGCAACUGUUGUGUGUGUAACAGGAAAGAGGUUGUGUCUUAAACCUAUGAGUCAAGGAUAUGGGCGUACCAAGAGGUAGAAUUGUGUGUAAAACGGUGUAUGUGUUAGUAGAAGCGAGAGAGAGUAUAAAAAGGGAAGCGCAGAGACAUUAUACGGGAGAUGUUCGCCGGAGCUGCUAAGAAGAGCUGCAAAGGGAACUAGGCCGGAGUUCUGAAGAAUCUUCAACUUCCUCUAUUGCCCUAGAGACAGGAAGACUACGCGGGACUUAGGCUCCAGAGAUCGCUGAGGACAUCGUUGGAAGCAAAGUCUUUUUCUGACUUUGUUCAACAAGCGAAGACCACACUCCGCCAAACAGAGAGUCCUAAGAGGUUCUGCAGUUAUCCAGAAGAAACCAAUAGAGGGGAGAACCGACUACACCCGAAGAGGCAAAGGAGGCAACAGCACCGGGCUGUUCCCCUCCCCGGGGCUGGGAGAUCCAGUGACCCACUACUGCCUGAACAGACGAGGGUUUUCCACCACCACCAUACCACAGAGAAGACAGCUGGGGCGUAAGCACUAACGUUCCAGCCAAUUCCAGAGAUAACCGCCAGACCACGAUUGGCUUACAGGACUCCUCCGCUCCCCCCUGCCGAGGGAUAAGAUCCUUUUGUCCACAAAGAAGACAUCGUACCGAGUCCUCUGGACAACUGAGGGCUUUUCCCAGAUGCAAGUCAAGACCGAGUGAUACGGUAGUGGCCACGCUGUUCGCUCCCUCUCCUAAAUUCAAUAAUUAGAGAAGAUUGUCAGGUACGCUCAAUUUAGUUACUUUAGUCUCAUUUUUUAAUCAGAAAUAAUUAAUUGUUUUAAUAAUGAAUUGAUGCUGUGCUCUUGCUAAACUUGCUUAAUAAAACGCUCCAUUGCAUUUAAAGAGAA